AUGGAGCAGGCUCAAUUUCAGCCCAUUUUUAAGCCGCCGGAAACUCCGAGGGACCCCAUGGAGUUUCUCUCCCGAUCAUGGAGCCUCUCGGCUCAUGAAAUCUCCAAAGCUUUAGCUCCCCCGCCGGCGCCUCAGCUCGCGGCCAAGAACAGCCCCCCAAACGGUGCCGCCGCCCGAGGUGGCGUCGAGACCAUACACGAGGACGCCGGCGCCGAGCUGGACGAGCCUCCGGCUUCCUCCGCCUUAUCCGGCAACCCCUUCUCGUUUUCUUGCUCGGAGACAUCCCAGCUCAUCAUGGAGCGCAUAAUGUCUCAGUCUGAGGUAUCACCACGCACUUCGGGUAGGCUGUCACACAGCAGCGGCCCUCUUAAUGGUUCUCUCACUGAUAGUCCCCCUGUUUCUCCCUCUGAAAUGGAUGACCCCAAGUACUCGCGCGUGAACAUUCCAGGUGGCAACCACUACAAAAGCUCUACGAACGGCGGUGGGAAGACGGUGGGGCGGUGGCUGAAGGAGAGGAGAGAGAAGAAAAAGGAGGAGGCUCGGGCCCACAAUGCACAGCUGCACGCAGCCGUCUCGGUGGCUGGGGUGGCAUCGGCCAUCGCUGCAAUUGCUGCUGCCACUGCCGCUGACGGGAAGGAAGAGGCAGUGGCCAAGACCAAUAUGGCCGUUGCUUCGGCUGCCACGCUGGUGGCCGCCCAGUGUGUGGAGGCAGCCGAGGCCAUGGGAGCCGAGCGAGAUCACUUGGCCUCUGUUGUGAGCUCAGCUGUCAAUGUCCGAUCGCCCGGUGAUAUCAUGACCCUCACUGCUGCCGCUGCUACUGCUUUACGUGGGGCGGCUACAUUGAAGGCGAGGGCAUUGAAGGAUGUGUGGAACUUGGCAUCCGUGAUUCCGGUCGACAAAGGAAUGGGAGUUGCUGGUGGGGGCAGCAACGGGAGUUCUAAUGGGAGCUUUAGCGGCGAGCUUGUUCCGGAAGAGAACUUCCUUGGAAUUUGUAGCCGGGAGUUGCUCGCGAGGGGCUGUGAACUUCUGAAGAAAACGCGCACGGGUAAAGAACUGCAAAAUAGUGUGUGUUUAUUUGUGAUGCUGAAAAUGAAGAGUCGUCAUGUAGCCGGGACAGUCACGAAAAAGAAAAAGAAUAUUGUGUUAGAGGUGUUGAAGGAUGUUCCGGCGUGGCCUGGCCGCCACUUGCUCGAGGGUGGUGAGCAUCGACGGUACUUUGCAUUGAAGACAAUUGCACGAGGGGUCGUCGAAUUCGAAUGCAGGAAUGAAAGGGAGUAUGAUAUUUGGACACAAGGGGUCUCAAGAUUACUCACAAUUGCUGCUGAGAGGAAUAACAGACACAGAAUUUGUUGA
Molecule: messenger RNA, 1353 nt
Organism: Striga hermonthica
Lineage: Eukaryota; Viridiplantae; Streptophyta; Magnoliopsida; Lamiales; Orobanchaceae
Source: the annotation of a GenBank genome assembly